This is a messenger RNA of Theobroma cacao (cacao), 1721 nucleotides long. RefSeq lists its product as uncharacterized. Gene Ontology annotation, biological process: male meiosis II. Lineage: Eukaryota; Viridiplantae; Streptophyta; Magnoliopsida; Malvales; Malvaceae. The record is from RefSeq and is a predicted model, not a curated record.
CCAAUAAAAUAAUAAAACCAUAACCCAACCCUUCAAACUUGUUGACCGUUUUGUCCCUACCCCUUUUUCUUUCUUUCUUUUCUUCGCUUUCCUCAGGGCGCUCCUCUUCUUCCCUCAAACCAUGAAGACCCGUUAAGCCAAACAUAAAAUUUUCUACUCUUUCUCUACAAAGAAAGAAACCCCAGAAAAAGGAAGGAGAAAGUUUAGAAUCAAGGAAAAGGAAGGAGAUAGAUUCUUGCAAUGGGUUGUUUUCUUGCAUGUUUUGGUUCUUCCAAAGAUCGUAAGACUCGAAAACAGAGACACAAGGUUCAGCCUCGAUUUCAAAGAAAUGCUAGCUAUAAUGCUCAAUCGACAGUUUCUUUGGAACAGAGCAACUUGGAGAAGCCUAUCGGUCCGGUUAAAGAAGUCCGGGAUGAUGAGGCUGAGGAGCAGCUCGGUUCAGGUUCAAGUAAUCGAAAGAAAGUAACUUUUGAUACUAAUGUUAAGACCUAUGAGCAUGUUUUGAUUGAUGAAAGUACUGAUUUUGAAUUACAUAAUGAAGAAGAAGAAGAAGAAGGGGAAAACAAAGGGAAGGUGAACGAAGAUAAUUUGACAAAACGAAGGGAGUCUGAAAAUUCCUCUGAGCAUAGUUCGAUAACGUCUAGCUCAACUUUUUACCCUCCUAAUCAUAGGUAUCAGAAUUGUAGAGAAAGUGAUAACGAAGACGAAGACGGUGAAUUAGACUAUGAGGAAAGUGACCUAGAUGAUGAUGAGGAUGAUGAUUACGAGGAUUUUGAUGAUGGAGCCGUGGAAUCAAGGGAUAUGAUUCGUGGCGUUCGAGGGGUCACUGAGAAGGUUGAUGGUUUGGUGCAAGAGGAAGUGAAACCUAUUGGUUUAAUUCGGGGUGUUCGCGAUAGGAGUGGUAAUGUGCCUCCUGUGCUGAAUCCUGUUGAAAAUCUAACUCAAUGGAAAGCUGUAAAAGCAAAAGGGGCACCUCCACCUAAGCUGCGAAAGGAGAACCUAAGCUUGGAGCAAGAAGAGCCCCGGCUUUCCUUUAGUUCGGACCCUAGUUUCAAGGAACUGUCAUUCAGUUUCAAAUCAAAAUCUGAUCAUGAACCUAUGAAGUUGGACCAAGAAGUAUCAGUUGAUGCCAGCCUUUCGAAUUGGCUAUCUUCAUCGGAAACUACACCUGUCAAAAAGAAAAGCAAUUUCGAUGCCAGUACACCGGAGAGAAGCAUGUCACAAGGAUCAAAUUCACUGAGAAGCCCUGAAGAUAGACCUAUUUUAGGUGCAUUAACUCUUGAAGAGAUCAAUAAGUUUUCAGCAUCUUCUUCACCUAGGAAGUCUCCAAGUAGAAGUCCAGAUGAGAUGCCCAUAAUUGGGACUGUUGGGACCUAUUGGAGUCAUCAUGUGAGCACCACCAAGGACUCUGGCUCAGCUACUUCCUUCAAAGGAAUACCAAACACUACCAGCAAGUAUAGAGAGGAUAAGAAUGUGAGUUGGCAUUCUACACCAUUCGAGACAAGGUUGGAGAGAGCUUUGAAUAGAUGUUCUGCUGAAGCAAGCUCCAAUCGAAAUAUAUGCUAGGCAAGCUCGUUUGUGUCGAGUGUUGUUUCUGAGUGUCCAUAAUCUAUAAAUAUGGUUCCUUUAUUGUUUUCAACAUUUUCUUGCUUGUUGUAUGUGUUUUUUUUUUUUUUGUACUUUUGGUAAUGGUUAAUAUAAUAUGAUUGGUUUAUUGCAUA